CAACCGACAUUCUCCUUCUUAACAACCUGCAACUGAUUGUAUGUUUUACCAUUUACAGACAAACAUGAGAUUCAUAUGAACAACUACCGGCAUCAUCCCAUCUAUUGCAAGGCAUACAUCUCCAUCACUACCGGACCACAUUAACCACCAACUUGAUUACAUCACAUACACACCAAGCAAGCCUUCCCGCACGUUGCCAAUUCAACUGCACUCAACUCGAAAGUCUGCUCAGCACAACUGGCAAUGAUGUAUUGCCUACGCAGUUAUCUUCCCCUCCUCCUCCUUCCGCUUCCAUUGUCGCUGUCGCCGAUUCACCUGAUGCUGUUGCUGGGUAUGACCUAUAUCCUCAAUCGCCCUUGCAUCUACUGUUCCCUGUUACUCAUCAUCCUCUUCGCCUCGUCAUGUCACUGGUCGAAUCGCUGUUUUGUCGAUUUCUCCGGCAUUGACAAUUCAUCCGCACCCCAUGACACUUCGCCCAUGUCGUGGUUGGUUCCUAGGCUGUACACCGCGAGUGUUAGAUCACAGUCUGCGCCGACAAAUGCGGAUCCGAGCGUUCCCACAGGCGAUAUGAGUGCCUUCAUGUCAGAAAUUGUCAACACCACCAUUGCUGGGCUGGCGGGCGCUGUCAAGGAUUCUGCUGUGGUAGUGCUGGACGAGGUCAGACAGAGAGUGGCGGGAAGCAACACCUCAUCAAUACCGGGCGAGUUUGGCGUCGGCACACAAUGGUUGCGCAAUCUUCUGGGUCGGUCUGAAUGGACCUUGCCCUGUGUCAAUAUCAAAAUCGUCCUGUGA
This is a messenger RNA of Exophiala mesophila, 792 nucleotides long. RefSeq lists its product as uncharacterized. The record is from RefSeq and is a predicted model, not a curated record. Bases 244 to 792 code for a protein of 182 amino acids. Lineage: Eukaryota; Fungi; Ascomycota; Eurotiomycetes; Chaetothyriales; Herpotrichiellaceae. The transcript is spliced from 2 exons.